This is a messenger RNA of Carassius gibelio (silver crucian carp), 3467 nucleotides long. It is a transcript of the gene slc2a10, whose product is annotated as solute carrier family 2 member 10. Gene Ontology annotation, cellular component: membrane. Gene Ontology annotation, molecular function: transmembrane transporter activity. The transcript has 5 exons. The record is from RefSeq and is a predicted model, not a curated record. Lineage: Eukaryota; Metazoa; Chordata; Actinopteri; Cypriniformes; Cyprinidae. The coding region runs from base 714 to 2312 and encodes 532 amino acids. Gene Ontology annotation, biological process: transmembrane transport.
CACGUCGCGCGACUUCCUUGGAUGAAGACUUCAACACUGAAAGAGGAUCCAAGAAACUUUGCCAGAACAAAAGGCAGACGAAAAAAAAAACAACUAAAAACUAAGAUGAGUCACAGUUGUGAUUCCUUUUUACAGUGACUGUGGACCGCACAUAAUCUUUAACAAUGUACUUUUUUGAUCCAUUCCGUUUUCUGUCGGGAUAAACAUCUCGUCUGAGGGAUGUUCAUCGGUGAGAAGGCGGGCUAGCGGUAGCUGCUUUUAUUCGUCUAAAUUAACGUUACUUUUAAACGGUGGAAGCCUCUUGUUAUUUAUUUAUUUAUUUUCUUUCCACUUCUGUUUUAAAAUAACGGGUUGGUCUUGCAGAUGUUAUUUUAUGGUUUCCUUGAUAGUGGCUUCAGAAAACUUUACAGCGACACAUAAGUCCCGCAGUCUGGGAGUUUAGUAUUUUCGUGUGGACAGGACUGCAGUCAGAAACAUCAGCUGCAGGUGAUUUAUAUGAUAUAAUUAAAACGCACUCAAGAGAGCUGCUCUAAUGAGAUCAAUAGCGCCGACACGGGAGUUGUCAUGGUGACAGCGUGCUGAAUGAAGCGGACGUCUAGGACUAGACGACUAGAAGAACAGAUUGUCUUUUAAAACUAGCAGUUCCCAUCUGAUAUUUUUAUGUUUUGGAAAUAUAUUAUAUUCCCUGACGAGACAGACUUGUUGCGUAUUUGAUGAGCGAGCAUCUGUUCCAAAAAAUGGGUUGUUCUGUCCUGGUGCUCACUAUCAUUGCAUCCACUCUUGGUGGCCUAGUGUUCGGCUACGAGCUCGGAGUAAUAUCUGGUGCGCUGCUGCAGCUUCAAGCUCAGUUCUCUCUGGGUUGUGUCCAGCAGGAAGCCGUGGUUAGCGCUAUUCUGAUCGGAUCAUUGUCAGCAUCAGUGAUCGGUGGCUGGCUGAUUGAUCGUCAUGGCAGGAGGGCAUCCAUUUUACUGAGUAAUCUUCUCAUUUUAGGAGGCACCAUCAUCUUAACUACGAGCGUAUGUUUUUUGGCAUUGGUGGUUGGGAGAGCCAUCAUUGGUUUUGCAAUGAGCAUUUCUUCCAUGAGCUGCUGCAUCUUCGUCUCUGAGAUGGUUGCUCCCGAACGCAGAGGGUUGAUGGUUUCCCUUUACGAAGUUGGAAUUACAGUUGGGAUCUUGUUGGCUUAUGCGGCCAACUAUGUUUUCUCCGGUGUCCAAGCAGGAUGGAGGUACAUGUUUGGACUUGCUAUUAUACCAUCUCUUAUGCAGUUGGUGUCCAUUGGGUUUUUACCUCACACAACUGGUACCUCUGAAGACCUCUUAACAGAGGACGAUAGCCAGCAAUCUGAUAGAUUAGCAGGGGACAUGUUGAAUCCGCACCCGACAGAACAAGUUAAAUAUAGUGUCUUUGACCUUUUCAAAGCCAAAGACAACAUGUGCAGAAGAACCGGCAUUGGUCUUGGGCUGGUGCUCAGUCAGCAAUUCACAGGUCAGCCAAAUGUCCUCUUUUACGCUUCCACCAUCCUUUUCUCCGUGGGAUUUCAGAGCAACGCGUCUGCAGUACUUGCGUCGGUGGGUCUGGGAGUAGUCAAAGUCAUUGCUACUCUGUUGGCAAUGAUAUGUUCAGACAAGGUUGGUCGAAGAUCCCUUCUGAUUGGCGGAUGCACAGUGCUGGCUAUAGGAUUGAUACUUACUGGUUUCUUGUGCAGAGAGUCAGUGAUUGAUACAACAAAACAAUGCACAAAUUCAUUAGAACCACAUUCAAAUUUGACCUCACCGGCUGAAAACCAAAAAAACAUGGGCAAAAACUUGGUCAGUCAAAGUACUCCAUCUACUGGACAUCAAACACAUGAUGCUUACGAAGAUUCAAAUAUUUCUUCACACUCUGAGGACAUGUAUAAGUGGAUUAUUUUUAUCUGCAUGAUGACAGUUGUGAGUGCCUUCUCGGUCAGCUUUGGACCAAUGACAUGGCUUGUGCUAAGUGAGAUAUUUCCAAAGGAAGUCAGGGGAAGAGCCUAUUCAUUCAUCAACUGCUUCAAUGUGGGGGCCAACCUCAUAGUUACCUUUUCUUUCUUGAGUAUUACAGAUGUGAUAGGGCUGUCUGGAAUAUUCUUUGUGUAUGGAGUUAUCGGACUGGCAGCGGUUGUGUUCAUCUACCUUGUACUACCAGAAACCAAAGGAAAAUCUCUUCAUAAAAUUGACAGAGAACUCUCUCAGACACGAUUUUUUCACAGAGAGGAAUUCUGCAAUAUUUUCCAAAGAAGACAUUUCUCUCCAGGUUAUCAGAGAGUUCACUUGACAAGCACAACAACAUGACAUAAAGCAGAAUCGUUCUGUUCGCUGGAUAAUAUUGUUCAAUGCUGAAAUGAUCAUGGAUAUCUAUUUUUGAUUUAUCUUUUGUAGGAACUCUUGUAAUAUGAUUCACAUGGUUAGAUCAUAUGCAUAUGAUAUUUAUUAGUGAUGAAUCAUUAUGAAAUCAUGAUACUUUUGUAAUUAUACGUUUUAAAUUAAGUAUAAAUUACACCUACUUGAGUCUAAUUGUAUGACUUUUGUAGUCUGUGACAAAAUAUAUGUCAGAGCACAUAAAAAAAUUUACAAUUUAAAUGAUUAAAACUCUGCUUAACCCUUGUGGGGUCUUCGGUCAUUUCUGACCUGAAUAUCUUACAUUUAAAAAAUUUUAAACUCACAGCUUCAUCGGAAUGACAUGAAAUGUGGUGACGUUUAUGGCAUUUGGGGUGUGAAUACACAAAAAAAUUGAGGGCAUGAUUCGAACAGUCUAAGUGGGCAUAAAAAAAAUAGUAACACUCAGGACCGGCCAUAGGAAAUAAAUGGCAAAUAGACAAAAACACAACAAUUCAGAGAAUAUUUAUGUACACAAUCUACAAAUCAAUCACAAAACUGAAAAAAAGUGCACAAUAGUAAAGGCAUGACACUAUUAAACAUCUAGAGUCUGAUAUUGACACAUCCAAUCACACACAGAUGCACACACACACACACAAAAUUACACAUAGACACCUAUGAACUACUGUGUCUGUAACACAGAGCAAAGUUUUGAGAACGUGAAAUCCAUUCAAUAAUUUAGUCAUAAUGCACAAAAAUCUAACAGCAGUUAAGGUAUGACACUUUAAAUCAUCACACACACACACACACACACACACAAAAGAACAUGUGCGCGCGUACACACACACACACACACACCUAUGACCUGCUGUAAAACAACAAUGAGAAGCAAGCGCUGCCUCUUGGGUUUGUCAGUGCACUUAGAAACUCAGACUUGGUCCUUUGCACCAUUCCUGUUAUUUGAGCUUGUUUGUUGCUGAUGUUUCCUUUUGAUUACUUUUCCUUCCUUUUGUUAGUUCAUUGACAUUUUACAAAAAUAGACAUAUUCAUUGCAAAAUGUUUACAUAAACUGUUAUAUUUGAAUGAAUUGCAUUUUUUAAAUACAAUUCUAAAACAAAAAAGGUGAAAUGC